AUGCCCACUGCGGCCCCCUGCAGCCCCCUUACGAAGGCCCGUUCAAGGUUAUACGUCACGGGGACAAGAGCCUGGUGGUGGACGUUGGUAGCAGGCCUGAGACUGUGUCCGUCGACAGGAUUAAUCCUGCUCAUGUGGACGUUUCCUGGCCGAUGGAGUUGGCUCUGCCCCCACGUCGGGCCGUCCUCCAAUGCCCCGCCCCCCACCCCCUGUAGGGAGGCCCUCACCCUCGUUGGCGCGCCGGGGUCGGGUGGUCCUUCCUCCCCGACUUUAACCAGGCUUCGACACCUCAGUGUGCUGGACAAUAAGCUGGAAGAGGUCCCUGCUGAGCUGGGUCAUCUCACAAGUUUGACUGAGAUAAACUUCACUUCCAAUAAUUUACCCUCGCUCCCAAUGCAGCUGUACCAGUGUAAAGAAAUAACCAAGUUGCAUGUAGCCAGAAACAAGCUGACCAGCCUACCAGAGGGAAUCAAGGCACUGACAAAACUCCAAGUUCUGGAUGUAGCUGGGAACAAGUUGUCUAUGUUCCCUGUUGAGUUUGACAGUCUGCCGCUGAAGGAGCUGUACCAUGAGGACAACAGGUUUGUGCGCUGUGAGCCGAUGUCAUCAGUGCAGGAUGUGGAGGUGCUUAUGUUGAAGGAACUAGCUGCUAGGUUUGUCUUGCAGCAGGACAGGGACAUGUCCUCUCUGGUCCACAGGAUGCUUCCCUACUAUCCUCCCCUGCCUGAACUGUUGGCCAAUGGCAGCUGCUGUGCGCUCUGCCUGAACCCCUUCCUCACCACCUGGCUGGAGUGUGUGCAUUUUGUCAGUGUGAACAAGGAGACGAAAAUUAGGAGUUCAAAGACCAUUCCAGUGCGCGCCUUUCUUUGUUCAUACAAGUGCUUCAAUACUGAGGGACAUUCCUACUAUGGUGUUGCUAGAAAAUAA
Molecule: messenger RNA, 927 nt
Organism: Notothenia coriiceps (black rockcod)
Lineage: Eukaryota; Metazoa; Chordata; Actinopteri; Perciformes; Nototheniidae
Gene: lrrc69
Product: leucine rich repeat containing 69
Exons: 6
Coding region: 1-927 (308 amino acids)
Cellular component (GO): cytoplasm
Source: RefSeq, a predicted model, not a curated record